AUGACGGCAACACAGGAGUAUGUGAUCCGAUUAAGAGAGUCAGAUCAUCUAGAGAGAGUGUUGCCUGCGUAUAUGGUUCCGUCUAUUUUUAUUCCCAUGGAAAGCCUACCUUGGACACCAUCAGAAAUAACGCGCCUAAAGACAUCUCUACACGAGGUUAAACGGUCGCCACGGACAGAGAUAGAAAUUCGCCUCCGAGCGUUAUGGGCCCAAGUACUCAAUUUGAAAGAAGAGAGCAUCGGAAUUGAUGAUAGUUUCUUCCAUAUUGGCGGUGAUUCUAUCAUUGCAAAGCAGCUUUCAUCUGCUGCACGUGUUUCAUUAGGCAACAUUUCUAUGAUGGAUAUUCUCCAAGAGAAGACAAUAUCCCGUCUAGCGGUUACCAUGGCCUUGAAAGGUUCAUCUGACUUCUCCGUGGGAAAUGUCGAAAACGUUCAUCAACCUUUUCAAUUAAGCCCCAUUCAGCAAUUGUACGUAUUGCUGGAACCAAAUCCCAGUCGCUGCUUUGAUCAAGGAUUUUACGUAAAAUUGCGCUCAUAUGUUUCAUAUGACGCACUAGCAAGUGCGAUGGAGGCCGUGGUAUCAAGGCAUGCAAUGCUGCGCGCCCGAUACAGUCGAACCGAGAACGGUUGGAAACAGCGCAUUGUCAGCGAUAUCAUUGGUUCGUUCCAUAUCAGCGAGGUACAUGCUCAAGAUUCGUCAGAUAGAACGCAGGGUAUACGCCACUGUCGCGAGCUGCUUGACAUCAAGGACGGCCCAGUUCUUUCUGGCGUCCUACUUCAUAAUGUUGAGUUUCAAACACUAUAUAUCACAGCUCAUCACCUCGUUGUUGACUUGGUGUCAUGGCGUAUCAUAUUGCACGAGCUUCAAGAGCUCGUAAAUGCUGGGCAUAUAUCAAUUUCUCCGACAAUGAGCUUUCAAUCAUGGACUACAAUGCAGUCAAAAUAUGCCGCCGAUCUAAGCAGCGCGACAUAUAAAGCCCAACCACCGCUACUAUCUUUCUGGGGUAUAAAUUCUAAUGCUGUGGUGGAAGGCGCAACAGCAUCAAAUCGCUUCGCUCUCGAUGAAAUAGUUAUUGCAGCGAUCCUUGGUACUUGUAACGCUGCUUUUAAUACACGUCCGCUGGAGCUUUUGGCAGCAGCACUACUUUAUUCUUUUCACACUGUCUUUUCAGAACGCCCUCUCCCAGAUAUCUUCACAGAAGGUCACGGUCGUGAACCUUGGAAUGACGAGAUUGAUGUUUCUCACACUGUGAGCUGGUUCACUACAAUUUUUCCCAUAUGCGUAGAGAUGGAGUCCAUUUCUGAUGUCAGUUUAUCGCACACUGUACGUAGUGUCAAGGAUUGGAUCCGAGCACUAUCACAGAAUGGCUGGUCACACUUCACCUCACAUUUCGCCGACUCUGACCAGGCAAAAGUAAAUGCAGCGCAGUUUCCGGUUGAAAUUCUGCUCAAUUUUGUCGGUUCUUUUCAGCAGCUAGAGAGAGAUGACUCGCUCUUUGAAAAUCUUGCACUUCCUGCUGGCUGUGAGCCAGAGCCCUAUUCCGGAUUAAGGUGGUUUGCAAUAUUUCAAGUGGAAGCUCAAACAGAUAAGGGGUGUUUAUCGGUCACAAUUGACUAUCCACAGAAACUAUGUCAUCAUGACAAGAUUACAUUAUGGGCCAAGCAGUAUCUAGCAACACUUCAGCGACUCACAGUGCUCCCGCAGAGGCAAGUAGAGUGGACACUAGCGGAUUUCCCCUUGGUAUUCAAGACUUAUGAGAGUAUUACUGAGUUCCAGAGUCGAGUUUUCCCGCAGCUUGGUUUAACUGGCACUAGAGACAUAGAAGAUAUUUAUCCUUGCUCGCCAGUGCAAGAAAGCAUCUUGAAUGCACAAGAGAAAGACUCCAGAAAUUAUCGAUCAGUAAUGAACUUUGAAAUGACAUCUUCUCACGCCAAGAUCGAUAUCAUGAAAAUCAAGGAAGCCUGGAGGAGAGUUGUGGGGAAACAUCAGCUUUUACGCGCCGUGUUCGUUAAAAAUGAGUCGAGGAGCCCAGGUAUGAUAACAGUUAUUCUGAAAUAUCGGGAAUCCGAAGUGCCAUUGAACGGAAUGGACGUUGCAAUCCUCGCCAAGGAACGUUUGGAUGGGUUACUCCUACGUAGAACGGUGACCUCGAUCUAG
Trichoderma virens Gv29-8 is the source of this 2157-nucleotide messenger RNA. RefSeq lists its product as uncharacterized. Gene Ontology annotation, molecular function: catalytic activity. Bases 1 to 2157 code for a protein of 718 amino acids. The record is from RefSeq and is a predicted model, not a curated record. The transcript has 4 exons. NCBI's taxonomy places the organism in Eukaryota, Fungi, Ascomycota, Sordariomycetes, Hypocreales, Hypocreaceae.